GAUUGCCUUACUUUGAUUGGUUAGCACGCUUCCUGAUACAACGUCGCUUCAUCCUCGUCGUUGUAGCACAGCUAGCUAAAUGAAACUGAAAACAUUGCCAUUGAGGCAACAAACUCGAUUGAUUGACAAACCAAUCCCAGAGGGUCAAGUGUACAGAAGCAGCACAGCAGAUUACUGCUUAACGUUCAUCUGUGUCAGUGUCAACAGUCUGAGGGCUACCUACCUAUCUAAGGAACAUUAGAGAUUGACUGAGACAACAGUAAGGUUUGACCACAGGGGUCAGAAGGGCUGAAGAUGGCAGGGUUCCUGGACAACUUCCGCAUGCCGGAGUGUGAGUGCAUUGACUGGGGGGAGAGGAGAAAUACCCUUGCAUCCAUCGUCGCUGGAGUCCUGUUCUUUACUGGUUGGUGGAUCAUGAUAGAUGCAGCUGUGUCCUACACAACCCAGGAGAUGAACCCUGCCUUCCACACGUGUGGAGUCUUUGCCACUGUAGCCUUCUUCAUGAUCAAUGCAGUGUCUAAUGGCCAGGUGCGAGGUGAUACCUAUGGAGAGGGCUGCUUCGGCAGGACCGGAGCUCGUCUUUGGCUGUUCAUCGGUUUCUUGAUGAUGUUCGGCUCCCUCAUCGCUUCCAUCUGGAUCCUGUUCGGAGGAUAUGUGGUUCCCAAGAAAGACGUGUAUCCAGGACUGGCAGUGUUCUUUCAGAAUGCUUUGAUAUUUUUCAGCACGCUGAUCUACAAGUUUGGACGAACCGAGGAUUUGUGGGCUUAGAGCUCUCUGCAUAGUACAUCCCUAACCCCAUCUCCCCAACACACACACACUCACUCGCUGGGGUACUAUUGUUGUUUUUUACCAGAGUCAAGGCCAACUGACUAACACUACUCAGCUCUCAUCUACAAUGUUCUAUAUAUUGGCAUAUGUAUUACCAUUAUACGCCUACUUAUGGACAUUGGAGUAAUGUACUGUGUCAAACUAGCCUCUGCCGAGUAUAGGCUAUUUGUUUUCCACUGCUUAUCAUCCAUAACUGGGCCCUGAAGUUCAGCCAUAUUCACAUACUUGACAUUUAGAUUUAUACUUUUGACUAAAACAGUGGUUACGACACUGUAAAACUAUGUUGAUAGACGGUGGGAAAAUUCACACUUUGUCAAAUGUAAUCAUGACAUUUCUUUCAUAUUUAUCCCCCCCAUAUUCCAGAGCACCUCUGAAGUAUUAUUGUGUUGCCCUGAAGUGAUUCACCAUCUCCCAAAGAUUGUUUAUUUAUGUAAAUACAUAUAUUGUAAGAGCUAGAGGCCUUCACCAUCCAAAAAGUUUGGACCUAGGGAUUUUCUACCCGGACUGGAUAUGCAUAAAUAUUUUUUUAAUAAAGAGACCCGUUCCGUAUAGACCUGGUCCGAUCCGAGUGAGGGAAGCAGCACAAAAGGCUACUUUAUUAACUGGAGCUGAUAAAGCGUGAGGGCGAGAUAGGUGCCGCUCUAGCAGGGGCCGUGCCUGCUGUGUGUUCGUGGCUACUGUGAGUGAGCGAGUGAUGAGGUGGAGGAGCGAGAGAGACUACAGACCGCAACCAACCAAGCCGUCUCGCGCUAUAGUAGACUAAUAGCUGGUAUAUCUAGGUUAUUUAUCAUCAAAUAUGAUUACGUAGUACCUGUCUUGACUGCAUCAAACCGACUAAUUGAGGCUGCGUGCUCUUUCUCGUCCUAAGCAGUUAAACUACAACUCCAUUCAAAAUAUUAAGUAGCAGCCUAACUGUUGAGUCGAGAUCACUGUAGCUGUCCUUCACAUUUUUAACUUUUAAUGCCGUCAUUUUAAUUCCAUCUUCCAUUGAUUAGAUAUCUCCUAACUUUUGCCACACGGAGGCUCUAUGACUGUAGCCUAUUGCCGCAUUGAUGACUUUUGAUUGGCCAACAACAACAAGCUUCACGCGCCAAUAUUAUGAAAAGCAAGAGCAGCAGCAUAAAUUAUACAAUUUCUAAUUUUCUCUCUCCUGCAGCAGUUGCGUUCGGAUCGGUACGGGUCCCACCGGUCAAGUCACUUAAAAUUGACACAUGCCCAUGACCAUUAGAUUCGACUUAGACCCGUGAUAUUUAGAAUUCUGGAUGGUCCAGGGAACGGGUGUCUGGUAUUUGGGUACAGGUGGAGACCUCUAAGAGCACAUGUUAUCACUGGGAACAAAGUUUUUUGAUUGAUCUGCUCUCAAUUCUAUUUUAGCAAGCUGUUAUCUAUCUUAUAUCUUAUCUUAUCACAUGCACUGGAUUAUAUCAAAGCGUUUAUGGGAAAUUUGUCUGCUUCAAACUACGAUCAGUUCCUGUUUGUUUUAAAUGGGGUAGCUGUCGUUCUGUCUCAGGAUUUGUCAUUUUUGAAGUCUUUUUUUUUUUGAGGUCCGAAGCAUUUUUUCUAUUGUCGUUCCAUUCAGAAAGUGACAAAGUAUCUUUAUAUGAACAAAGGUAACCUUGUAACGGUCGUCGUUAUCAUAGCAAAGUUCCCUUCGCCCAUUUAAACAAUGUUUCUGUUUUCUACAUAUCGAGUUCCCAUCCAAAAUAGCACUAGUUUAGGUACAGUGAGAUCCUGCAUCUGAAUCCAAUACUAUUAUGUAUACUACACUACUACCCCACAGAUUGUGCUAUAGCGGGCCUAUCCUGCAUCUUAAAAAUGCUUAAGUAGAUAAAGAAGGGGUAUGAGCACGAUGUCACAAUAGCAAUUUACAUCAGCCAGCCCAAAGCAUGCUGGGGCGUAUCAGCUCCGUAAUAACCAUUUACGCCAAUAUUCAAGCCAAUAGCUGAAGAAAAGGGUGAAGCAUGUAUGGUAGUAGACAGGUGGCUCCUUUUUCUAGUGUUGCUAUCGACUACCUCAUCCCUUUUGUGUGAUAGCUGUUCCAUUUAGCAGCCAUGUGAGUAAGACUGCCCUGGUUCUCACCCUCUUCACCUGUUUAAAAAAAAUACAUGUCAAUCUGAAGCACCAGGGCUGUGCUAGCUAUGUAUUUUUAGGAAGGGAACAAAUUUGGAAGGCAUUAUUAUAAGGAUUUGGCGUCAGGUCAGUGUUGAGCUAGAGGUGGAUGAAUAUGGCUGAUCGAGGGCCGUAAACUGGAGCUCGGUAGCUGGAGAUAAUGUUUUUGUCUGGUGGUGAGUAGUUGACCAGAUACGGGCUGAAAUCAACUUCCUCUAGCUGGAGGAAGUUGAUUAAAAAAACUCAGUCCCAAAUGUAGCUAAAAUUAACAGAAGGAAAUUUAGGUGUGAAAUCCUUAUGGGGAAAGUAUUUUUGAGUAGCAUUGACAGAUGCAGCGUGAUUGGUUGGUUCUUGAAUUCCAAGAGAAGUAAACACAGAUGACUUUUGACUUAUCUGAAAUGUUCAUGUCGUCUGCUAAGCAUCCAAUGCUAAUGACAUGAAUCUGUCGAUCUGGAUGUGAAUGAGCUACAACCAGUGAAUGAGAGGUCAUUAUGAAGUGUUUCAAUGGGUUAUAUAUAUGCUAUUAUACCCCCCCAAAAUAACCACUUUCAAUUUGUGAAAAGGGGAAGUGUUACGGGGUACCGAUUCAUCAAGCGUUUUGUAGUAGUUCUCUGUCCUUGAUCAUUGACUUCCUCUGUUCAAAUUUAACAACAGACGUGGAGUAAAUGGUCACAUAAUCUGCUUCAAUAAAAAACCAUUUAAAAUGUAAA
This is a messenger RNA of Oncorhynchus tshawytscha (Chinook salmon), 3647 nucleotides long. Its product is annotated as transmembrane protein 50B. Gene Ontology annotation, biological process: late endosome to vacuole transport via multivesicular body sorting pathway; protein targeting to vacuole. The transcript is spliced from 7 exons. The coding region runs from base 295 to 768 and encodes 157 amino acids. The record is from RefSeq and is a predicted model, not a curated record. Lineage: Eukaryota; Metazoa; Chordata; Actinopteri; Salmoniformes; Salmonidae.